This is a messenger RNA of Aspergillus uvarum CBS 121591, 5142 nucleotides long. Its product is annotated as type I polyketide synthase. The record is from RefSeq and is a predicted model, not a curated record. Gene Ontology annotation, biological process: secondary metabolite biosynthetic process; fatty acid biosynthetic process. NCBI's taxonomy places the organism in Eukaryota, Fungi, Ascomycota, Eurotiomycetes, Eurotiales, Aspergillaceae. Gene Ontology annotation, molecular function: 3-oxoacyl-[acyl-carrier-protein] synthase activity; fatty acid synthase activity; phosphopantetheine binding. The transcript has 9 exons. Bases 1 to 5142 code for a protein of 1713 amino acids.
AUGCCUCACUUCUCCUCUGCCGCAUCCAACUCGUCCACCGCGACACCUGAUGCUCAAUCUUCAGGCUUGACCACACCCGUCUCGGAGUACAACCAAUUGAACCCCGCCAAGGAUGUCGCCGUCGUCGGUAUGGCCUGUCGGCUCUGGCAGUCACUCCUGCAGAAGAAAGAUGCCUCGGGCGAGAUUCCCGAGAUGCGCUGGGAGCCCUACCUGCGCCGCGACUCGCGCAACGCCAAGAUCCUCAAGGAGACCACCUCGCGCGGCUACUUCCUCGACCGGCUCGAGGACUUUGACGGCCAGUUCUUCGGCAUCUCCCCCAAGGAGGCGGAGCAGAUGGACCCCCAACAGCGCCUGUCCCUCGAGGUCACCUGGGAGGCCCUGGAGAACGCGGGUAUUGCGGCCAAGUCACUCUCCGGCAGUGACACCGCGCUGGUGCUGGAGGACCUGCCCAACGUGGAGGCGUGGAUGGGCAUUGGCACGGCGUACUGCGGCGUGCCCAACCGGAUCUCCUACCACCUGAACUUGAUGGGUCCCAGCACCGCUGUCGAUGCGGCUUGCGCUUCCUCGCUCGUCGCUGUCCACCACGGUGUCCAGACCAUCAUCUUGGGCGAGUCGAAGGUUGCCAUCGUUGGAGGUGUCAACGCCCUGUGUGGGCCUGGGUUGACUCGCGUGCUUGACAAGGCCGGUGCCGUCUCUUCUGAAGGACGGUGCUGCUCCUUUGACAAUGAUGUCAAGGGGUACGGCCGUGGCGAAGGUGCCGCCGCGAUUGUCCUGAAGAACCUUUCGGCGGCCAUCAAGGACGGCGACCACAUCAUGGCCGUCAUCAAGGGCACCGCCGUGGCCCAGGACGGCAAAACCAACGGGAUCAUGGCCCCCAAUGCAAAGGCCCAGCAGCUGGUCGCCCACAACGCUCUGAAAGUCGGCAACAUUGACCCCCUGACCGUUGGCUACGUCGAAGCCCAUGCCACGUCCACUCCCCUGGGCGAUCCCACCGAGGUCUCCGCCAUCGCUGCCGUCUAUGGCGUUGACCGAGAUCCGGAAGCUCCAUGCUUCAUUGGCUCCAUCAAGCCGAACAUCGGUCACUUGGAGGCGGGCGCUGGCGCCAUGGGCUUCAUCAAGGCCGUCAUGGCCGUGCAGAAGGGUGUUCUGGCCCCGCAAGCCAACCUCACCACGCUGACCAAGAAGAUUGACUGGGAUAACGUUGGGCUCAAGGUCGUUCAACAAGAGACCAAGUGGCCAUCCACCGACGAUGUUCGUCGGGCUGCUAUCUGCUCCUAUGGCUAUGGCGGUACCGUCUCCCACGCGGUCAUUGAGCAGUUCAACUUCCCCGAGACAUUGGAUCUCAAGCCCGGCGCGUCCGCCACCAACCCUACCGUGCUGCUGGUCUCCGGGCCCCAGGAGAAGCGCCUGCCCAUUCAGGCUCGUGCCCUCCGGGACUGGUUGCAGGCGGAGGGCUCUCAGCAGAAUCUCCAACGGGUGGCCGCGACGCUGGCCGUCCGGCGCGAUCACCACGACUACCGCGCCGCCGUCGUGGUCGAAAGCAAGGAAGAUGCCAUCCAAGCUCUGGGCCAGCUGGCCGACGGGGCCAACGACGCGUGGACCUCGCAGAGCCGUGUCUUUGGCUCUGGGAUCAACCGGGACGUGUGGGCCGACAUGGGCAAGGAGUUGUUGCAGAACCCGAUCUUCUACCAGGCCGUGCAGCCUUUGGACGAGAUCGUCGAGGCGGAGAUCGGUCUCUCGCCCAUUGCCCUCCUCCAGAGCGGCGAGUUCGAAGCCUCCGACCACGUCCAAAUCCUGACCCACGGGGUGUACCCUCAGGCAAUCAUCGGCCACUCGGUUGGUGAAGAGGGCGCCGUCAUGGGCCAGGGCGGUAUGAUCCUGGUCAACAAGCCCUAUGCUGAGGUGGCCGAAGAAUUGGCCGGUCGCGAGGAUCUCGUCGUCGCGAUUGACUCCUCGCCCUCGUCCUGUGUCGCGGCCGAGUUCACGGAGCGAUCCAUCAAGACCUUCACCGUCCGCACCGACAUCGCCUUCCACAGCCCUAUGCUCAACCAGCUUGUGGCCCCCUUGAUGCAGUCCCUGGAGGGUAGUCUCGCUCCCACUACCCCAACUCGCGCGAAGCUCUACUCGACCUCCCUGCGCGACCCUCGAGGCAGCGACUUGCGCGAUGCCACCUACUGGGCGAACAACAUGGUCAACCCGGUUCACCUCACUUCCGCCGUGCAGGCGGCCCUUGACGACUCCUACCGCGUCUUCUUGGAGGUAUCCUCUCACCCACUGGUCUCGCACUCCAUCAACGAGACCAUCAUGGAUGCCGGCAUCGAGGAUUACUGCAUGAUCCCGACCCUGGCGCGCAAGAAGCCCAGCGAGAAGAGCAUCCUCCACGCGAUCGGCCAGCUGCACACUCGCGGUGCCAACGUCGACUGGAAGUCGCAGCUCUCCGGUCCCUGGGCGGGCGGGCUGCCCAACACCAGCUGGAUGCACAAGCCUACCUGGCGGCAGAUCGGGGCUGGUCCUGUGAGUACUUCACAGACUCACGAUGUCGAGAAGCACACGCUGCUGGGCCAGCGCAUUGGGGUGGCUGGGACGGACACGGUGGUGUACACCACCCGCCUGGACAAUGAGAGCAAGCCCUUCCCAGGCAGCCACCCUCUGCAUGGCACCGAGAUUGUGCCGGCCGCUGGGCUGGUUAACACCUUUGUCAAGGCCACUGGAGCCAAUGUGCUGAACAAUGUCGUCCUCCGUGUGCCAGUGGCCAUCAACGCCCCGCGGUCAGUGCAGGUUGUCGCUCAGCGCGAAGACGUCAAGAUCAUGUCUCGCCUGAUCCAGGAGAACGAGGGGACCAACGAUGACUCCUCGUGGGUCACCCACACCACUGCGCGAUGGGAGUCGACCUCUUCUUCUCCAGUCCCAGCUCAGAUCAACGUGGAAGCGACCAAGGCCCGCAUUGGGACGCGUCUGCGCGAUGACUUCUCGAUCGACUAUCUCGACAAGGUCGGCGUGUCUGCCAUGGGCUUUCCCUGGGCCGUGACCGAGCAUUACGGGAACACCAAGGAGAUGAUUGCCCGGGUUGACGCUGCUCCCUCUGUCGCGGCUGAUGCUGAGCUCCCCUGGGAUGCGUCUUCCUGGGCCCCCAUCCUGGACGCCGCCACCUCCGUGGGAUCGACCAUCUUCUUCAACGAACCCCGCCUGCGCAUGCCAGCCCAGAUCGAGCGGGUCGAUAUCUUCACCCGCGCCAACCCGCCUAAGGUCGGCUGGUUGUACGUGCAGGAGGCCUCCGACACAGCGCUGGCGUCGCAUGUCAGCGUCUGCGAUGAGGCGGGCAACGUCGUCGCCAAGUUCACCUCCAUGCGCUUCUCGGAGAUUGAGGGCACGCCCGGCGUCAGCGGGAGCAUGGAGAGCCUCGUCCAUCAGAUGGCCUGGCCGCCUGCGGUGCCAGCCGAGGAGCCUCUGCCCAUCAACCAGCUCCUCCUCGUCUCCGAGGACGUUGCGCUCCGCGAAGCCUACGCCGCCACCAUCCCGUCUCCCAUCCAAGUGACCCAGCUCGCCCACUCGACCGACCUGAUCAUCAACCGCGCCGACUCCCUGCUCACCAAAGAGACCGUCAUUGUCUACAUCCCCAGCCAGGUGUCCUCCCUGCAGGACGUCCCCAAGUCGGCCGAGGCAUUCACCUGGCAACUGCUCGAACUCGUCAAGUUCGUGGUCAACAACGCUCUGCCCCUCAAGAUCUUUGUCGUCACCUCCAACACCGGGGAGGGCGAGACCGCGACGGCUCUGGCGCACGCACCGCUCGUCGGUCUCAGCCGAGUCAUCGCCAGCGAGCACCCCGACCAAUUUGGCGGGUUGAUCGACACCGAAGUGCCCACCUUCCCCUUGACAACGAUGCGCUACAUCCAGGGCGCCGACAUCAUCCGCAUCCGCGACGGCGUGGCUCGCACGAUGCGUCUGCGCUCACUGCCCCGCCACCGUCUCAUCCAGCAGCAGGACCAACAGCCACAGCAGCCGCAGCUCCUUCCCCGUCCCGACGGCACCUACCUCAUCACCGGCGGCCUAGGCGCCCUAGGCCUGGAAGUCGCCGAUUUCCUGGUCACGCAGGGCGCGCGCCGCGUGAUCCUCAUCUCCCGGCGGGGCCUCCCGGCUCGCCGUCUGUGGUCGAAGAUGGAGCCGUCAUCGCCUCUGGCCCCGACCAUCGCCAAGAUCCUCGACCUCGAGGCCCGCGGAGCCACCAUUCACGUCCUAGCCCUGGACAUCAGCCUGCCUACUGCAGCAGACUCCCUGACCACCGCCCUCGACACUCUAUCCCUCCCCCCCGUACGGGGCGUAGUCCACGCUGCCGGCGUGCUAGACAACGAACUCGUCCUCGACACGACCCAGGACGCGUUCGCGCGGGUCCUCGCCCCCAAGAUCACCGGUGGGCUAAUGCUGAACGAAGUGUUCCCGCCGCAGAGCGUGGACUUCUUCCUCCUGUUCUCCUCGUGCGGGCAGCUGGUGGGUUUCACAGGGCAGAGCUCCUACGGCGCGGGCAACAGCUUCCUGGACACACUGGCCUCUCACCGGCAGGCACAGGGCGACCGGGGCGCGCGGGCAUUCCAAUGGACCGCGUGGCGGGGGCUGGGGAUGGGCGCCAGCACGGAUUUCAUCAACGCGGAGCUGGCCAGCAAGGGGAUCACGGACGUGACGGCGGACGACGCGUUCGCGGCGUGGCGGCACGCCGCGCGCUACGAGGGCGUCGACCACGCAGUGGUGCUGCGCGCGCUGCCCCUCGACGCCGACGAGCCCCUGCCCUCCCCGGCCCUGGCCGAUAUCAUCGUCCGCCGCUCCGCCGACCCCGCCUCCUCCUCCUCCGCAUCAUCGACCUCAUCCUCCGAAAAACAGAGCAUCCCCACCUCCGGCCCCGAGCUGAAGACUUACCUCGACAAGGCGAUCCGCGGCUGCGUCGCCGCCGUGCUGCACCUCCCCGCCGCCGACGAGGUGGACAGCAAGGCCGCGCUGGCGGACCUGGGCGUCGACUCCGUCAUGACCGUCACCCUGCGGCAAAAGCUGCAGCAAGCCUUGCGGGUCAAGGUGCCCCCGACGCUGACCUGGAGCCAUCCCACCGUCGGACAUUUGGUGGGCUGGUUCGCCGAGAAGGUGGGCAAGGAGUAG